AUGAGGGCGUGCCCUUCGCCGCUCAAUAGAUUUAUCGGGGACAGCUUGGUUCCCAAGGGGAUGAUCGACCGCCCAGUGACUCUGGGGAUGGAGCCCAAGAUUAGGACUGUGAUGGCUGGAUUUUUAGUGGUAGACUGCCUUACCACAUACAAUGUCAUCCUUGGAAGGCCGAUCUUGGAUGACUUAAGCACAGUCACAUCAGUGUGCUGCCAAGCAAUGAAGUUUCCAACUCCCCAAGAGGUUGCAAUGAUCAGGAGCUACAUAAAGGAAUCUUGGGAAUGUUACAACUGGGCCAUACACACAGCAAAAAAGUGGCCACUCUCGAGAAUAAUGGUUAUAGCAGAAUCCAAGCCAAACCCCGGACCACUCAAGGAUAUAAUAGAUUAUCACAUUCAUAGAAAAGAGCCCACAAUAGGGCCGACAGAAGAGCUACGAGAAAUAAGUGUCAAUGAGGAAGAUCCAACUCGUGUACUGAAGAUCAACAACAGUUUGAGUGGAGAAAUGGUCGAUAAUCUGGUGGGGUUCCUGAAGAAAAACCUUGAUGUGUUCGUGUGGGCACAUGUAGAUAUGGUGGGGAUCAACCCCAAGGGAAGUCAAAUGCCCGGACUGGCUCGCCAACUCGGUCCUGGUCAAGAAGUCGAAUGGCAAAUGGUUAUGUCAUUUGGCCUCAAGAAUUCUGGGGAGACCUACCAGCGCUUGGUGAACAAGAUGUUCACUAACCAAAUCGGCAAGACCAUAGAGGUUAGAAUGGGCAUUUUUGAGCAAAUGAGGACAAAAUUGGUUAUUUGUGACUCAGAAGUUAGCUGA
This is a messenger RNA of Pistacia vera, 807 nucleotides long. RefSeq lists its product as uncharacterized. The record is from RefSeq and is a predicted model, not a curated record. Bases 1 to 807 code for a protein of 268 amino acids. NCBI's taxonomy places the organism in Eukaryota, Viridiplantae, Streptophyta, Magnoliopsida, Sapindales, Anacardiaceae. The transcript is spliced from 4 exons.